AUGUCUGUAUUUACGCACAAGCGUAGCAAGCUCAUUCCCGGACGUAUUUUCGGCAAACGCUCAAAUUCGGCCAAACAGUCCCCGGUGCAACCGCAAGAGCGAAAAUUGAAGCCUUGCUUUUCCUGUGAUUGUCCAUCCGGAAAGUUGUCCGGUCCAACUAGCUGGGAGAUGGAAGGUUCCACAGAGGAUGAACUGAUUUUCAUCUUCCCCGAUCGACCACGACUUGUGGCUUCUCAGUCAGAUCCAGAGGACGACAAACAAAAUUUGAUUAUGUAUAAUCCACCCCGUGCUCCAGCGGACAGGUAUCCACCCGAAACGGACCGUUUGGAUAGACCCAGUCAAGCUGUACGGCGUAUUUGUGGACGCGUGGUCAGUCCGCAAGAGUUCAGAGAUAACAUGAAUGAAAGAUCUCGACUGACUGAGCCGAUCACAACACAAAUGCGAUUGAUGCGAACGCAGAACGUUUGGUGUAUUCCGGAUCUCAGUAGAUCAGAAACGGAACAUCUGUUGGCGCCCGCAGAUCCAGGAGUGAGUUUGGGUAAAUUGAGAAAUGGUUUCGUGGGGGGGGGGGGCGGUUGGACUUAUCUGAUUCUGCAAGAAGUACAGCAAGAUUAG
This is a messenger RNA of Echinostoma caproni, 615 nucleotides long. The record is from the annotation of a GenBank genome assembly. NCBI's taxonomy places the organism in Eukaryota, Metazoa, Platyhelminthes, Trematoda, Plagiorchiida, Echinostomatidae.